Messenger RNA from Prunus persica (peach), 3097 nucleotides. RefSeq names its product probable disease resistance protein At5g63020. The record is from RefSeq and is a predicted model, not a curated record. Gene Ontology annotation, molecular function: protein binding; ADP binding. The transcript has 2 exons. The coding region runs from base 73 to 2691 and encodes 872 amino acids. NCBI's taxonomy places the organism in Eukaryota, Viridiplantae, Streptophyta, Magnoliopsida, Rosales, Rosaceae.
GGCUAAAUUUCUCCUUUCGUUCUCUUUAGCUAGAAACAACGAAAAUUCUACGGUGGCAUUAUUUUUUUAAUAAUGGGCAACAUCUUCUCGAUCUCUAUAUCAUGUGAUGGCAUUCUUUCUGGCUGCUGGGAUUGUACUGCUGGGCAAGCAGCAUACCUAUGUAUGCUGAAAUCCAACCUUCAUGAUCUGCAAACUGCUUUAGAAGAAUUAGCAGAUCAAAAGAAUGAUGUGCAGAGAAGGGUUGAGAAUGCUGAGCAGCAACAGCAUUUGAAACGUUUAGACCAAGUACAGAGAUGGAUAUCAAGGGUGGAAGCCAUGGAAGCUAAAGUCAGUAGCUUGGUAAGAGAUAAAGAUAAUAGCACUCAAAAAGUUGAGAAAUUGUGUAAAUUUGGAGGUGGGUUAUUCAGUAACUGCAAAACCCAAUACAAGUUUGGGAAAAAAUUGACUAAAUUUUUGGUGGAAGUGAAUGCUUUGCAGAGGAGGGGAGUUUUUGAAGUUGUGGCUGAAAGGGUACCUGCAGCUAUAGUGUAUGAAAGAAGUACUGAACCAACUGUGGGCAUGGACUCAACAUUUGGCAAGGUUUGGGGUUACCUCGAAGAAGAGCAAGUGGGAAUUAUUGGCUUGUAUGGCAUGGGAGGUGUAGGUAAGACUACCCUUUUGACCAAGAUCAACAAUAACUUCCUCCAUACCCCCAAUGAUUUUGAUCUUGUGAUUUGGAUAGUGGUCUCUAAGGAUCUAAAGCUUGAAAAUAUUCAAGAUAGCAUUGGGGAAAAGACAGGGUGUUGUGAUGACUCAUGGAAGGAUAAAGAUUACCUUAGAAAAGCUGAAGACAUUUUCAGGGUCUUAAAAUCAAAGAAAUUUGCAUUGCUAUUGGAUGAUAUAUGGGAGAGGGUUGAUUUAGCCAAAAUUGGGGUUCCUAUUCCUGACAGACAGAAUAAGUCCAAGCUAGUAUUCACAACUCGCUCUGAGGAGGUGUGUAGCCGUAUGGGUGCUCACAAAAAGAUUAAGGUAGAGUGUUUGGCAUGGGACAGAGCAUGGACUUUGUUUCAAGAGAAGGUGGGUGAAGAAACACUUUAUAUUCAUCCAGAUAUCCCUAAACUAGCAGAAAUCGUCGCCAAAGAGUGUGACGGUUUGCCAUUAGCUCUAAUUACAGUUGGUCGGGCCAUGGCUUGCAAGAAGACACCCCAAGAAUGGAAUCAUGCAAUUCAAGUUCUAAAAAGAUCUGCCUCUGAAUUUUCAGAAGAUUUUCUCAUUCACAAAAGAAGAUUAAUAUAUUGUUGGGUUGGUGAGGAAAUUUUGGAUGAGUAUGAUGACAUAACUGGAGCUCAAAACCAAGGGUAUGAUAUUAUAGGUACUCUGGUUAAUGCAUGUUUAUUGGAAGGUAGAGAAGAUUAUGUGAGAAUGCAUGAUGUGAUUCGUGACAUGGCAAUGUGGUUGGCUUGUGAAUGUGGGAAGGCCAAGGAGAAUUUCCUGGUGCAUACAGGUGCUCAUUUGAUUGAAGCUCCCGAUUUCGAAAAAUGGAAAGGUGUGAAAAGGAUGUCACUAAUGGCUAAUCAGAUUGAGAAUCUAGUAGAAAGAUCCAUAUGCCCUAGUUUGUCUACCCUGUUUCUCACUAAUAAUCGUUUGAAAAUGAUAAGUGAAGGCUUCUUUCAGCAUAUGCCCAGUUUAAGAGUCUUGGACCUGUCAGAAAACAAGGGUAUAACUCAUUUGCCAAUGGGAAUAUCAAAAUUGAAGUCGCUACAAUAUCUCAAUCUAUCGCAAACGGGCAUAAGAGAUUUGCCAAUUGAGUUGAAGGCCUUAGACAAGCUCAAAUAUUUGAACCUGGAGUUUACCAGUAAAUUGAAUAUGGUUCCAAGGAAUGUAAUUUCAAGUUUUCUGAUGCUGAGGGUGUUGAGAAUGUAUGAUUGUGGUUCAUCAGACGAUAUUCUAUUUGGUGGAGAAGAAUCUUUAGUAGAGGAAUUGGUGUGUUUGAAACACUUGGAUGUGUUGACUAUCACCAUAAGGUGUGUCUCUGCUUUCAAAAGAUUCUUCACCUCCCCCAACUUACUGACCUGCACUCAAGUUCUAUGCCUUGAGUCCUUCACCUGUGUGAGCUCCCUUGACAUAUCGCCGUUGACAAACAUGAAACAUCUGGAUAUCCUUAAUAUUUGUGAUUGCGAAAGCAUGGAAGAUUUGAAAAUUGAUUUGGUUCAGGAUGGAGCGGCUGCACAAGCACCUAACGGUCCUUGCAACUCAAUCACAAUGAUCAAAAGUUGCUUCCACUGCCUUCAGCGGGUAAGUGUGUAUGAGUGCCCCAAACUAAAGGACUUAACAUGGCUUAUUUUUGCUCCAAAUCUUGUAACUAUAGACAUACAUGACUGCCCUGAAAUGGAACAAAUAAUCAACUGUGGGCAAUUGAGCAAAGUUGAGGAAGUGGUAGAAGAUUUGAGUUCAUUUGCAAAACUUAACAACCUGAUAUUGAUCAAUCUGCCACAGUUGAAGAGCAUAUAUGCAAAUGCAUUGCCGUCUCCAUAUCUGAAGACAAUUGUUGUAUUUAACUGUCCCCAACUGAGGCAGCUCCCAUUGGAUUCCAGUGCAAGCAAACGUCAUAUCGUCAUCGAAGGAGAGGAAGACUGGUGGAAUGAGUUAGAAUGGGAGACAGAAGCUACUCGAAAUGAUUUUCUUUCCUCCUUCAGAAAUUUAAAGCUUUAACAUAACUGGCAAUUGCUGUAUUAGUGUUCCUUUCAUGCCAUGAUAUGUUUGCUCCCUUCUGUACAUAUAUCUUUACUAAAGAAGGAAUUGAUAAAUGCUAUAGUCGUAGCUUUGUCAAAAGUUGAAGAAUAGUGAAUGGUAAACAAUCUCAGUACAGGGUAAACAAGUUUCUGACUUAAAUAUGUAGGAAUUUUUUAAAAUUAAAAAAAAAAAAAACUGAAAUAUCUAGAAUUAAUUUGUACCAAAUAAUGCAUGGGAGAUUCUUCAAUAAGUACAUAAGUUAAGGAUUACUUAAAUAUAUCUAAUCUUGGCCGUUGAAUUGCAUUCAUUAGACUAAUUCUUAACAUAAAAUACUUAUGUAAGAAUUUUCCAAUAAUGCAUAUAUAAUAUAAUAUCAGAUCGAAUU